This is a messenger RNA of [Torrubiella] hemipterigena, 1994 nucleotides long. NCBI's taxonomy places the organism in Eukaryota, Fungi, Ascomycota, Sordariomycetes, Hypocreales, Clavicipitaceae. The record is from the annotation of a GenBank genome assembly.
CUACGAACUGUCACCAGUCGCCCAAUUCUGCUCUACGGCUUCCGCUACCGGCUCUACUGCAAUAGCGAUUUAAUAUAGCACAUCUUAAUAUGGCGAAAAGAAGAAAGGGCUCUGGCCCUGCCCAAGCCAAGGGACCCAAAGAGCUGGAUUCGAAAGACGCCCGCCUCGGCCCUAUUACUACCUACAAAGAUGUCGCCGAUUCGGAAGACGAAUACUUCAUCAACCAAGAUACAAUUAUGCUCGAAGAUGAGCCCAAGUCGAAACGGCAACGACAAGAUGAAGACUUCGAACUCUCUGACGAAGAGAUUCUUGGAUACGACGAUGAUGACUCUGACGAAGCCGACGAUGUUGAGGAAGAGGACGAGGAUGAGAUGCAAACAAUAAAGUCGAAAUCCAAGUCUAAAUCAAAAUCCGAUGACGUAGAUGAAGAUGAAGAAGGCGAUCAAGGCUGGUGGGGAUCAUCAAAGAAAGAAUACUAUAACGCCGAUAAUAUUGAGACCGAGGCCGACGCCCAGGAAGAAGAGAAGGAAGCCAAGAAGUUGCAAAAGAAGAAGCUCGCCAAGAUGGCUGAAGAAGAUUUCAUGUUCGAUGGCGAUGAAUGGCUAGCUGCUGAUGCUGAUGAGGAAGAAGAGCAGGACACGGUAACGGAGGUUCUGAAGGAAAUUGAGAUUACAGACGACAUGGGCACCGAGGAGCGCAACAAAUUGCUGGCUGCUCGCUAUCCCGAACUCGAACACCUCGCCACCGAAUUCCAAGAACUACAGCCGAGGUUGGCCGAACUUGCGAGUGAAGCCAAGCUCGCUGGUGAAAAGUCUCUAGAAACUGUCAAGUACUGGCUUCUCAGCUGCUAUAUUGCCUCCAUCACCAGCUACUUCGCCAUCCUCACAGCCCCCGCACGCGAUGCUGGAAACGUAUCGAAAGCAACUGACCCGGCCGAACUCCGCGACCAUGAAGUCAUGAGCACGCUGAUGAACUGCCGUGAAGCAUGGCAAAAAGUCAAGGAUCUUCGAUCUGCAUCUCAACAAAUUGCAGCCGAAAUGGAAGAAUCUGAGGAUAUGGAUAUUGACGAGCUUGCCGUUAAACCCUCCACGAAGAGAAACAGAACAGAGGAGAAGGCUGCUGCUCUCAAGAAGGCUAAGAAGCUGGCCCGCGACAAUGAAAUCGAGGCCAGCGUUGCUGACCUCUACAACCUCCCCAUCGGGAGGACGAAAUCCAAGAAGCAGGUUAAGGCUGCUCCCGUUGAUGACGACGAUAACUCCGAUUUUGGCGAAGAAGAUGCUCUGGACGCCCGUACAGCUGCCGAUAAGGCUGCGAGAAAGAAGAGUCUCAAAUUCUACACCUCACAAAUCGUCCAAAAGGCCAACAAGCGUGCUGGAGCUGGUCGCGACGCUGGCGGUGAUACUGAUCUUCCAUACCGCGAGCGCUUGCGAGACCGUCAAGCUCGCCUCAUGGCCGAAGCACAGAAGCGCGGUCAGCGUGAUUCGAAACACGGUGCUGACCUUGGCGACGAUAGCGAUGACAAUGACGAUACCCAGGCUAAUGCAAUCCGCGGUGAAGAGGAUGACUACUACGACAUGGUUGCCAACGCUGCCAAGGGCAAGCGCGAAGAAAAGGCCGCUCGUGCUGCCGCUUAUGCCGCCGCUAGCAAGGCCGACAGAGUUGUGCAAGUGGAAGAGAUUGGAGAAGAUGGCAAGAGAAAGAUUAACUACACUAUUGAGAAGAACAAGGGUCUGGCACCCAAGAGAAGCAAGGAUGCUAGAAACCCUCGUGUGAAGAAGAGAAAACAGUACGAGGCCAAACAGAAGAAGCUCCGCAGCAUGAAGCCAAUCUGGCAAGGCGGAGAGCCAAAGGGCGGAUACAAGGGAGAAUUGGCUGGUGUCAAUGUUGGUGUCGUCAAGAGUGUCAAGCUGUAAAUAUUUACGUAUGUUCAAAAAGAAGCAUUUGCAUUUUACAUGGUCAAUUUUGCUCUUGUCAAUAAAUGUGGCUCUAUUGCG